GCUGCCGUCCCAGAAUCCAUGUUUCUGUAAAAGAGAAAAGGCAGGGAGAGGCAGAUCUUACUCCAAAGCAAGAGUCCUUUCACUGACUCUCCUUUCUUUGUUCGUCUGCAUGCAGCUUUCCUAUGAAGUCAUCAGUAUUGCAGUGAACAUCCUCGCCAUUUCUUUGCAGCCCUCAAUAGAAAACUAUUCAGCUUUCAUAUGCCUUAAGAAAACACUGCUGCAAGAGAAAUCUCUUAACAGCUGCUGGUGAACCCUGUGCGGCAUUCAAAGGAAGGAGAUGAGGAUGGGGGAAGAAAACGUCACUUCUGUGAAAGAGUUUAUAUUGGUGGGAUUCUCCAGUGAUCGAAGGACACAGAUUCUCCUCUUUGUGGUAGUCCUCAUCAUAUACUCCCUGACCAUUGUGGGGAACCUGGUGAUCAUCAUUCUUGUGUGGGUUGAGACUUCACUUCACAUACCAAUGUACUUCUUCUUGAGCAACUUAGCAGGCCUAGAGAUCUGCUAUGUCACCACCACCUUGCCCCAAACGAUGGCAAGCCUCGUGUCCGGCAAUGGAGCCAUCUCCUUCACCCGUUGUAUGGCACAGAUGUACAUCACAUUGUCCCUUGGAUCCUGUGAAUGCCUUCUUCUAGGUGUAAUGGCCUAUGAUCGCUACCUAGCUAUCUGUCACCCUCUAAUAUAUACUAGUGUUAUGGGCUGGUGGCGACAAUUUCUGCUUGCCUCAGUCACUUGGGUUGGUGGCUUCCUCCUUGGUUCUCUAAUGGUUGGCAGUGCCACUUCUCUCUACUUCUGUGGCCCAAACCGUAUUGACCACUUCAUCUGUGAGAUGGCAAUGAUGAUUAAACUUUCAUGCACUGACACAUACAUUACAGAGGCCGCCAUCUUUUUGGCAGCUUCACUCGGGGUCAUAAUUCCUCUUUCGAUUAUCAUGACCUCCUAUGGGUUUGUUAUCUCCUCAGUAUUGAAAAUGAGGUCAACUGCUGGAUGGCGCAAGGCCUUCUCCACGUGUGGCUCCCAUCUGAUUGUGGUCACCUUGUUCUAUGGCACCGUCAUCUCUAUGUACAUGAUUCCACGGUCGGGUUCAACUUCCGAUCGUGACAAGAAAAUUGCCAUUUUCUACCUUAUGGUCACCCCUCUGCUCAACCCUAUAAUUUAUACUCUUCGGAACAAGGAUAUCCAUGAUGCAAUAGCCAAGGUGUUGCAAAGACUGGACAUUAAGGAAAAGAGUUGAUCAUUGCGCUACUAGAAUGAAUAAUAUGGAAAUGUUGCUUGAGCGUCAGGUUUUGACGCAGGAGAUACGUAUCUCCUGGGACAUGGAACUGUCUCUUUGUUAAUGACCAGGAGUUGUUUCUGGAGCAGGAGCUUCUAAGAAAGCUGUAGAACAAGUUCAUGUCAUUGAUUUAUUUAUUUUAUGCCCAAUCUUUCCUCCAAAGAAGUCAAGGCAGCAUAGAUCAGGCAUCCCCAAACUGCGGCCCUCCAGAUGUUUUGGCCUACAGCUCCCAUGAUCCCUAGCUAACAAGACCAGUGGUCGGGGAAGAUGGGAAUUGUAGUCCAAAACAUCUGGAGGGCCGAAGUUUGGGGAUGCCUAGCAUAGAUGGUUCUUUCAUUCCUAUUCAGAACAACUCAGUGUCCUCUGCAGAGCACCAUAUUGUCUUCCCAUGCCCUAAAGGACCAACCCAAGAAAACUCUAGACAGCAGGGAACUCUUAGGCCAGGAAAAAUCAAGGGGAACCGAACAGCUUCUGUCGUCAGUGCCAGCUCCUCGACUUGCUAGUCCUUUCACGGGUCAUGGUUCACAGCCAAAUCUUUAUAACUUCUCCCUUUUCUGGAGCCAACACUGCUGCUGAGGAGAUCUGAGCACCAAAGCCUCCUGGAAGGGAGACAGGCAUGCUGGGAAUUCCCACCAACUCCUCCUUCUGACUUCAGUAUUUUUCUUCCCCCCCUCCUACGAAAGCAAUUUUCUCUUUAUUGGAACAGCAAAGCCAAGGUACAGUAGCCAAGAUAGAGGGCUGUUUUCAGAUUUCAUUUGCAAUGCUAUACCCGCUCAGGGCUUAUCCACACUUCUGCAUGCCCCGGGCCUACAAAGCACAGGGUUGGAGAGGUAUUAAGGCUUGUUUUAAUAUCUUGUUUGCAGUACUGCAUUGCUGAUGGAACCAACCUCUCUUGGUUCCUGAUGGAGCUAUUCUGGGAGCUGGGCCUUGGACCCAGUGGAUUGUGUACAUUCUCUGGAACUUUGGAAAUUGACUUCCCAGUAUGUGCCAUCACUUCUGCUGUAGUGGGUUUAGGGCACUAGGCAAUCUUACCAGCAGCACCUGCAGAAAUUCAAGGAUUUUAGGGCCAAGCUACAUCUUCCCUUCACAGUGGUGGUUAACAAUUGAAUUUAGGUGUGUAUCUCAAGGGAGAGAUGAGGUGUAGAUAUUGCUCCCUUUUGGUACCAACUCAGUCUUCUCGUAAAAAAACAACAACCUCACGCUUGUAUUCCCAGGUAAUUAAAUAUAUUUGCUUCAACUCUACAAUUGAAUACACUUGAUUAUAUUGCGUUAUUUUUGUAUUCCCUUGUCAGGUGAUAUAUUCUAUAUGUGACUGAUUAACCUUAUUUUUUCUCUUCUGUAACC
Molecule: messenger RNA, 2611 nt
Organism: Zootoca vivipara (common lizard)
Lineage: Eukaryota; Metazoa; Chordata; Lepidosauria; Squamata; Lacertidae
Product: olfactory receptor 2G3-like
Biological process (GO): G protein-coupled receptor signaling pathway
Cellular component (GO): membrane
Molecular function (GO): olfactory receptor activity; G protein-coupled receptor activity
Source: RefSeq, a predicted model, not a curated record